Diabrotica virgifera virgifera (western corn rootworm) is the source of this 730-nucleotide messenger RNA. Its product is annotated as immunoglobulin domain-containing protein oig-4-like. The transcript is spliced from 5 exons. NCBI's taxonomy places the organism in Eukaryota, Metazoa, Arthropoda, Insecta, Coleoptera, Chrysomelidae. The coding region runs from base 144 to 635 and encodes 163 amino acids. The record is from RefSeq and is a predicted model, not a curated record.
UGACCCCUUUCGGUUGUAAGGCUACACUAUGUAAAACCGUUCGAAUCAACCGCUCUACCAUAGCGUAGUAUCAUCGGAUUUUUUGCGUUGUCUUAGGGUCCGGUUGUCUCCUCUCGCGUUGUUUUAUCAUUUAAUUGGCACCAAUGAGAGGCAGGAAGUUUGUGGUGUUUAUAUGCGUUUGCAUUUGUGCACAUUUAUGUGAAAGUGCCAGAGGUGGAGGACGAGGAAAACUAACUAGAGGAAGAGGACGAAUAUACAGUUCCAGCGUUCCAGUCAUCAUACAGCACAGAAACCCAGCUGCCAAAAACUACUACGAGAAUAAAGAUGGUGCAAAAAUUGUCAAAGCCAGUCACUUUGAGUUGGAUUACAUGCUGGGAAGGAAGAUUACGUUCUUCUGUAUGGCUACAGGUUAUCCACGACCAGAGAUAACAUGGUUUAAGGACGGCAUAGAACUUUUGUAUCACAAAUUUUUUCAAGUACACGAAUGGUCCAUAGGUAAUGAUACGGUAAAAAGUAAGAUGGAGAUAGAUCCCACAACACAGAAGGAUGCUGGAUAUUACGAAUGCCAAGCGAACAACAAGUAUUCCAUAGAUUCGAGAGGAUUCAGAACGGAUUUCGUUAUGAUCACUUAUUAAGUAGAUUUAUGUUGUUUUUUUUACAAAAUUUUCGUUAAGGUGUUUAAUAAUCUAAUGUUUGUAUUUGUUUAGUCUGUAAUAUAGUUUUUAAGACA